Molecule: messenger RNA, 3297 nt
Organism: Cyclopterus lumpus (lumpfish)
Lineage: Eukaryota; Metazoa; Chordata; Actinopteri; Perciformes; Cyclopteridae
Gene: eml2
Product: EMAP like 2
Exons: 19
Coding region: 93-2036 (647 amino acids)
Biological process (GO): microtubule cytoskeleton organization
Cellular component (GO): mitotic spindle
Molecular function (GO): microtubule binding
Source: RefSeq, a predicted model, not a curated record
AAAGGUCUGCUCAGUGAAGCAGGAAGUCGGUGUGUUGCUGUUGUUCAGGACGCUGCUCACCACUGUUGACUGUCACGGAAGCGCUCGCAGCCAUGAAGAGAUCGUCCAGCAAAUCCAAAGAAUGCACCAUCAAUGCCGAGGACGGCUACGUGCGGAUGUUCCUCCGAGGACGUCCCGUCACCAUGCACAUCCCUGACCAGCAGAGGGAGAGCUACAGUGUCGACCAAAAGGUGGCGCUACCCGACCGCAAGCUCAAACUGCAGUGGGUGUACGGCUACCGUGGGCGUGACUGCCGCUCCAACCUCUACCUGCUGCCCACGGGAGAGAUAGUCUACUUCAACGCCUCUGUGGUGGUGCUGUACAACACCGAGGAGCAGCAGCAGAGACACUACCUAGGCCACAACGACGACGUCAAAUGUCUGAGUGUGCAUCCUGACAUGGUGACCAUAGCAACGGGGCAGGUGGCUGGAAACUCUAAAGAUGGAAAGCUGCUGGCGCCUCAUGUUCGCGUGUGGGACUCUGUGAGCCUCAACACGCUCCAUGUGAUCGGGAUGGGGGUGUUCGACAGAGCGGUCACCUGCGUGGCUUUCUCCAAGUCGAACGGCGGCACCUUCCUCUGCGCUGUGGACGAUGCCAACGAUCACAUCCUGUCGGUCUGGAACUGGCAGAAGGAGAAGCAGCUGGCUGACGUUAAGUGCUCCAAUGACUCUGUGCUGGGCGCUGUGUUUCAUCCCAUGGAUGCCAACCUGAUUGUCACCUGUGGGAAAUCCCACAUCAACUUCUGGACCAUUGAAGGCAACACUCUCACCAAGAAACAGGGCCUGUUCGAGAAACAUGAGAAGCCAAAAUACGUGCUGUGUGUUGCGUUCGCUGAGAACGGAGACGCCAUCACAGGAGACUCUGGUGGAAACAUCUACGUCUGGGCCAAAGGUGGUAGCCGCAUCAGCCAGGUGGUGUCGGGGGCCCACGAGGGCGGGAUCUUCUCCGUUUGUGUCCUGAAGGACGGAACCAUGGUCUCUGGAGGAGGGAAGGACCGCAAGGUGGUGCUGUGGGACCACAACUACAGAAAGAAGGCUGAGAUGGAGGUGGGCGAGCCGCUCGGUCCUGUAAGGGCACUGGCCGAAGGUAAACCGGGAGAGCUCUUCGUUGGGACCACCAAAAAUGCUAUCGUCAGAGCCGCCUUCCCUGACACAUUGACUCCGAUUGUACAGGGUCACACAGAUGAGCUGUGGGGUCUGGACGUCCAUCCCUCCAUGGAGCAGUUUGUCACCUGCGCCCAGGACAAACAGGUCCACCUCUGGGACACCAGCUCCCAUCAGCCCCUCUGGAGCAAGACUAUUGAGGAUCCAGGGAGGUCUGCAGGUUUCCAUCCCAGCGGCGCUGUCCUGGCUGUGGGGACUAUGACUGGAAGAUGGUUGGUGCUGGACACUGACAGCAGCGAUCUCGUUUAUAUGCACACGGAUGGCAAUGAGAUAAUUUCCAACAUCAAGUACUCUCCAGACGGUAACUUCCUGGCGGUCGCUUCUCACGACAACUUUGUUUACAUCUACGCCGUGAUGGAGAGCGGACGAAAGUACAGCCGCGUAGGCAAAUGCACCGGCCACUCCAGCUUCGUUACCCAUCUGGACUGGUCAGCAGACAGCCAGCAACUCGUCACCAACUCUGGAGACUACGAGAUCCUCUUCUGGGAGGCAUCUAGUGGUAAACAUGUGACCAACAUGGACAUUGUGCGCAACCAGGAGUGGGCCACUUCCACCUGCACGCUGAGCUUCACCACCUUUGGGAUCUGGCCAGACGGCGCAGACGGCACUGACAUCAACGCCGUGUGCAGGUCACAUGGCGGAUCCAUGCUGGCCUCCGCCGAUGACUUUGGCAAAGUGCACUUGUUCUCCUUCCCCUGCUCUCAACCAAGGGCUCUCAGCCACGAGUGCGCCGGCCACAGCAGUCACGUGACCAACGUUGCCUUCCUGCACGACGACAGUCACCUGAUCUCCACCGGUGGGAAAGACACCAGCAUCCUGCAGUGGGGGUUCUAGGCGAAUGCUCUCCGCCCACAUCUCCAAUCCCAGCGUCCUGACACCCUUCUUCACUGUUCUAUCCUCCUGCACCUCCAGGGGGCAGUAUGUCCUCUGUGCCUACUGGAAAUAAAAAUAAAUAAAACACACACACACACACACAACUUGACCCACAGAUGUCACAUCGGAUGAGAUGGAAUAUUAUUUAGUGUCCUGUUGUUUUCUAAUAGAAAGUAGAAAAAAUGACUUGUUGCCCUACAGGAAGGUCAUCCUAUCUGUUCCCAAAAAAAAUAAAAAAUAGACCCAGCUGGAAGCUGCUGAUGGUGACCACACAGUGAACCUGUCAUUUAGCGUUGGUACUGUCUGCCUAAACUGUAUUUAUCUUAACCCCCUUUAACGGGGCAACCACCUAUUUUAAAAGGAACAAGUGAGUUUGCAAGUUUCAGCUCCUUGAUGACAUGUACACUUUACGGUUGGUUUGAUUGAAUGUAUGCUCCAGUCACGGUUCGGGUUACAUUUAUAGUUUAUGGUGUUUAAUAUUAGGCCGAGCAGCGUUUGGUUUCCACAAAGUUUAAAAAUCAGUUGGCAGACUCUUGAACUAGCAGACUUCAGAAUCAGUCUGCUCUGGACUGAAAGUAGGACCGAUGGGCAAUUCCAAGUUUGCCAAAAGUGAUUACUCUGCUAAAAAUAGUCACUGAUUGAAACCAGUGGAAAUAUGCGUGUUUAUACAUCUAUAACAAAGCAGUUGGGUUUGCAAAACGCUAUAAAGUGUACACGAUUUAAAAUAACGGGGUUCAAACAUGUGAAGUCUUUACACCAUUUCUGGGAUUCCUAAAAUGGGUGGUAUUCCCCUUUUUAAAACUCGUACUGUACGCCAUUGCGUUGCUACCUUAUGCAGUUCCAACCCCCCCCCGGAUUGUAUUAAAGAUUGUAAAAGGUACAAGCUGCCCCCCCCCCCCCCCCAACACACGCCAGGGCUGCUGUGUUUCUGAUUGUACUACUGUCACUCUCACUAGCUGGCGCUACAAUGCAAGAGCAUGACCGAGGCUGUCCUCCUGUAGCUGCUGUUAAUGUCGCAAAAGGUCUAUAGAGUACAUUUCUAUAAAUACAUAUAUUAUGCAGUAUAUCUGAGUGGCUGUGUUAUUUUAAUAUUUAACUAACGAUGAUGGAUGUUGUUAUCCUUGUGGCACUUUUAGCAAUCAACAGAAGGGUAACGUGCUGUGAGCUUGAGCUGUGCUUCGCCUUCUUCUGUUUUGUUAAUAAAGUUUUUACCCAAGCGCUA